Molecule: messenger RNA, 3032 nt
Organism: Triplophysa rosa
Lineage: Eukaryota; Metazoa; Chordata; Actinopteri; Cypriniformes; Nemacheilidae
Exons: 2
Coding region: 868-2394 (508 amino acids)
Biological process (GO): base-excision repair
Cellular component (GO): nucleus
Molecular function (GO): double-stranded DNA 3'-5' DNA exonuclease activity; phosphoric diester hydrolase activity; DNA-(apurinic or apyrimidinic site) endonuclease activity
Source: RefSeq, a predicted model, not a curated record
AACACACACACACACACACACACACACACACACACAUGUUGGGAUUCCAUGUUUUAUGGGGACAUUCCAUAGACACAAUGGUUUUUAUACUGUACAAACUGUAUCUCAUAUUCCCUCCCCCUACCCCUAACAAUCACACACAACUGUCUGCUCUUUUACAUUUUCACAAAAGUUCAUUCUGUAUGAUUUAUAAGCUUGUUUCCUCAUGAGGACCAAAAAAUGUCCCCACAAGGACAAGGGUUUUGGAUAUUGCCAUCUUUGUGGGGACAUUUUGUGCCCAUACCGUAGGGUUUACCCUUCACACACACACACACACACACAAACGCACACGCACGCGCACACACACACACACACGCACACACGCAUGCACGCACACACACACACACACACACACGCACACACAGCUCGUGAGUUUCUCUCUCUCUCAAUUUCAAUGUAAGGGCCCUUUAUUAGCAUGACAAAGUGUACAUUGGUAUUGCCAAAGCAUCUCCAGCUGGGCUGCGUACACAUAUGUAACAAACGAAAAGAAAGAUAAUUAUAAUAAUAAAAUAAAAUAAAGUGUUUAUGUAUGUAGUGCAACUUAAAGUGGUUGAUAAUAUAUGUAAAUAUGAGUUUACAAGAUCAAAAUAUAGAUGUAAGUAUUAGAAUAAAGGGCUAUAAUAAUAUAAUGUUGUGUAGAUAUUGGACACAUCAGGUCAGAGCAGAUUGAUUGUUUUCUCUUGUGUUGUGACAGACAGCUAACACACAGCAUCCUUGUGUUCUCCUAACACACACGCCACUUUCUCAUCGUCUGACACACUUUCAAACAUCUGGUUUUUCCAUCAAACAUCGUCCGUAUGUGCGUGUCUCGUUUUUUGCAGUGUGUUAAUGGCGGACAGAACAGAACAGAUUGGUUUUGAAAACAUUUCUUCGGCAUCAAGGAUGAACAAGGCAGUUGUGGUUUUUGUAAAGGAGGAAGAGUUAGUUAAUCGCCUAGUUGUCAGCGGAAUUGCGGUAAGUGGCGUUUUUAUUAAUGUUUCCCCGCUGGUUGCGCCGACGACACGUAUAACUAUCGCGAACGUGCCCCCAUUCAUUCGUAAUGAUGAAAUCGAGCGGGGAUUAGUUCGUUAUGGAAAGUUUGCUAGCGCAAUCGAAAUGGUUCCACUUUGCUGUAGAAAUGCAGCAUUAAAGCAUGUUAUGUCGUUUAGGAGGCAGGUGUUCAUGUUUUUGAAUGAGCCAGAGUUGGAUGUUUCUUUUAGAGUAUGGCAUGAAGGUAAGGCGUACAUGAUUUACGCAAGCUCUGGCAGUAUGAGAUGUUUUGAGUGUGGAGAUGUGGGACAUAAAAGGAUGAAGAGCCCACAUAAAGCCCAGAGCAAUGAAGAAGUUGCAGGUCCUAGUGACGCUGCUGAUGUAGGAAAUGGACACGAUACUGUAUCACAGUUGCACACUGGAGAAUCGAGUGAUGGUCAAGCUCAAAGUGUUACUCAAACUGAUGAUGUUGUUAAUGAUGAUGGUGAUGAUAAUGAGCUUGAGAAAGAUGAGGAACAUGGCUUGUCUGAACAAAGUAAAAAGGCUGAGAUUAAUGGAAGUGUAUAUGAUGAAGUGGCAGGGACAUCUGAAUGUGUUGAAAUGUCUGAGGAGGAAGAGAUGGGAGAUGAUGAUUCAGUUUCUGAUAUUUCUGAGAUAGGUUCACAGGUUUUAGAUGAUACGUACACAUUACAGGAAAUUAAUACGUUUUUGGAUGCAACGUUUGGAAAAACAGUGAAGGUCAAAGAUUCUUUUCCGGAUAUAGAAAAAUUUAUUGGGUCAGUGGGAUUGCUACAGAGAACGGCCAGUUACGAGGCAUUAAGUAAAAAAAAGAGAUUUCGUUUGAAAAAAAUGGUAACAAAUUUAAGGAAGGAAAAAAAGCGUGCUUUGGAGGAAAAAAGUAAAAUGAAAAAAAUGCACAUGGUGGUUUCUAAACUUUGUGAGUUACGUUUGUUCCUGUACUGUCUCUUUCCUUUCCUCUUUAUUAUGGGGUAUUUGAGGGUGGGAUCUUUAAACAUAAAUGGAGGUAGAGAUAGGAAUAAGUUAGCAAUGAUCUCAGAGUUUUUCCAAAUUAAUCGGGUUGAUGUAGCUUUUAUUCAAGAAACCCAUACUAAUACUGAUAAUGAAAAUGAAUGGAAUAUGUGGUGGGAGGGGAAGCUCAUUUUAAGUCAUGGGGCAAACAAUAGCGCAGGAGUAGCAAUUUUAUUUUCUAAGAAUAUAAAUGUUAAAAUCUUAACUGUAAAUGAGGUUGUAAAAGGUAGAAUGUUGUUAACUAAAAUAGAGGUUGGAGAAAUGGUAUUUAUUUUAAUUAAUGUUUAUGCCCCCAAUAAUGGGGUUGAAAGGAUGGAUUUUUUGUAUGAAAAUGAGAAGGGAAAUUCGGACACUUAAUAGUAAUGAAUGUAUUGUUUUGGGAGGAGAUUGGAAUUGCACCACAGAUUUUAUAAUUGAUAGAAAUGGUGAAGAGCCAGAUAGUCGAUCUAGUAAUGUGUUGACAAAUGUAUUGAAUGAAUUUGAAUUACUAGAUGGAGAAUGAUCAAUCAAAAAGCUAGACAAAAUACUUGGCUUAAAGUAACUGAUAAUAGAGUUUGUGGUGCAAGACUAGAUAGAUUUUAUUUGGGUAAAUUAUGGAAUAAUAGGGUGAUGAAGGCUUUCCAUUUUGAACAGUUUUUCAGACCAUCACAUGGUUAUUUUUGAUUUUCAUUUUAAACGUAUGUCAAAAUGUACUUAUUAUUGGCAUUUUAAUGCUAAAUUAUUAUAAGAUGUUAAUUUUUGUGAUUUAUUUGAUUUGUUCUGGAAGAAAUGGAAAACGAAGAAGGAAUCAUUUGAAAAUCUCAGUCAGUGGAGGGAUGUGGGUAAAGUGAACAUAAGGAUUUUUUGUCAGAAUUAUUCAUCAUGUAUUGGAUCAGUGGUAAAGGAAACUGUGGAAAGACUACAAAUAGACAUUGAACUUUUAGAAAAGGAAUGUUUUUAUAAUAAUGAACUUGUGCAUGAUGAUGCCUUACAAAGGAAAAGGAGAGAGCUUGGAA